This is a messenger RNA of Ostrinia nubilalis (European corn borer), 1448 nucleotides long. Its product is annotated as serine hydrolase-like protein 2. The transcript is spliced from 5 exons. Lineage: Eukaryota; Metazoa; Arthropoda; Insecta; Lepidoptera; Crambidae. Bases 52 to 969 code for a protein of 305 amino acids. The record is from RefSeq and is a predicted model, not a curated record.
AUUAGUCGACGAUUUCACAAAAUUUAUGCAAAAAAUUAGUUUUGAAUUAAAAUGUAUAAAAUAAAAGCAACAAAUGAAUGGUUUAUUGAUGCGCCAUGGGGUAAAAUAGCUUUGAUAUCAUGGGGCGAUCCCUCUGGCACUCCGGUUCUCCUGGUCCACGGACGUCAAGAUAGCGCUGCCACCUUCAUCCCUCUGUUAGAACAUCUACCGGACUCAUACUAUUACGUUGGCAUGGACCUACCAGGGCAUGGGCAGUCAGAUCCACUUCCUAUAGGUCCAAUGUUAACGAGGCUCCACUUUCUUGUUGCGGUUGAGUAUGCAUUGAGACACCUCAACUGGGACCAGUUUGUGUUUAUUGGACACUCCAUGGGCUGCGAACAGGGUUUAUUCUACAACAGAAUAUAUCCCGGAAAGAUCACAAAAUUCAUUUUUCUUGAUCCGUUGCCGUCUCUUCAAAGACUUCAAAUUCACAACUAUGAGGAGUACUACGGAUCUUUUUACAAAGAAUACUAUAGUAAAUACAAAAAAUACAACCAUGACGACCGAGUGUAUACUAAGAAGAAAGUUCUGGAAGCAGUGAUGAGGAAUAGAGGGUUAAAUGAAAAUCAAGCGGAAUUGGUUCUGUCAAGAAAUCUUCAUUGUAUUGGAGAAGAUUUGUAUAAAUUGGCCUGGGACAAGCGGUUAAAAUUUCCAGCACCCCAAAAUUACCCUGUUGAUUAUUAUGUAGACCUUUUUUCAAAAUUACUACCCCCCACCCUUAUAAUUUCAGCUUCAAACAGCCUGAACCCAGAUUUUAGGGAACGGAAUGAGAAAGCAUUGCAUUUAGUUAGGGAAUUACAAAAAAAUACGGAUUAUUUCUUCGUAGAAACAGUGACUGGUGGCCAUGACGUUCAUUUGACUGAUUCUGAGUCGGUGGCCAGAUGUGUUUUAGGUUUUUUGAGUAAAACAAUGAAGAAGGCUAAACUUUGAUUGACUAUACAUACAUAUUUGUAAAAAAAUAUUACUAUUUAUGUUAGGCCAUUAUCACACUGCACCGCGCUUCGCCGCGGUCCGCGUGGCGACAUAUAACUAAUCCCGCGCGCAAACGCGUUGUCAGUGUGUUGUGCCUCGCGUGUUUUCUAUACAAACUGAGGUACUUGCAUAUAAUGAUUAAAUCUGUCGUCCCGCGUACCGCGGCGGAGCGCGGUGCAGUGUGAUAAUCGCCUUGUCUUCUUUCAAAAAAGUAAUUAUUCAAAAAAAUGUUGUGUCCGUUUAAAUGAAAAUUAAAUAAUAAUUUUCUAGCAUCCUAGGAAUAUGUUUAAAUACUCGUAAAAAUGUUAUUUUAUUGACAUUUUAAAUUGAUACUCUCUGAAAUUAUAAUGACAAUGUACUUACUUAAUGAAUUGUUAAGACUGAAUUAAAAAUAAGUGAAUAUCAUAAAAAUAAAAAAUAUUAUUUACUAUACUUUU